AUAAGAUGAGUGAGCCAGAACCUAAAUAUGACUUCUAUGAGGGGAACCAAUCUGCCAUCACAGAAAUCUUUAUUCUUGGGUUUCAAAAUCUUGGCAAAUUCCAUACCGUAAUGUUCAUUAUCUUGCUUGGGAUCUAUGUGGCCACCAUCACAGGAAAUCUUCUGAUCAUAGCCCUUGUCUCAGCUACUCGGCAUCUUCUCCACUCGCCCAUGUACUUCUUCCUCAGCCAGCUCUCCACAAGUGAUAUUGUCAUUUCCACCACGGUUUGCCCCAACCUGUUAUAUAUCACAUGGAAUGAAGGUGCCUACAUCAGUAUUACUGGUUGCAUCUGGCAGUUCAAUAUGUUCAGUGUCUCCUCAGUCACGGAAUGCUUCCUGCUAACUGUCAUGUCCUAUGACAGGUACCUGGCUAUUUGCAAACCACUGCAUUAUGCUUCCAUAAUGACCUGGAGAUCUUGUAUUUUCCUGGUCAUGUCCUGCUGGAGUUUAGGUUUUCUGCUAUCAAUGAUUGUUACUGUUAUGAUUCAUUAUUUACAUUUCUGUGGCCCUUAUACCAUUGACCAUUUAUUCUGUGAUUAUACUCCUCUCAUGCAACUGUCGUGUUCCGACACCACAAUUCUUAAAAUGACAGUUUUUUUGAUAGCCACUCCUGGAACUGUCCUGCAACCUUUCUUUAUCAUUGCAACAUAUAUAAAUAUCAUCCUCAAUAUUCUUAGGAUCUCAUCUUCAUCCAAGAGACAGAAAGCCUUCUCUACUUGCAGUUCCCACCUUUCUGUUGUGUGCCUCUAUUAUGGGACUCUCAUUGCGACCUAUGCCACUCCCACUGAUGGGCGCUUAUCCACCAGAAACAAACUUCUUUCUCUGAUUUACACUGUUGGCACACCCAUGAUGAACCCCAUCAUAUACACUUUGAAGAAUAAAGAAAUUCAAGCAGUCAUAAGGAAAUAUGUUGACCAACACCAAAGAAAAUGA
Molecule: messenger RNA, 971 nt
Organism: Xenopus laevis (African clawed frog)
Lineage: Eukaryota; Metazoa; Chordata; Amphibia; Anura; Pipidae
Product: olfactory receptor 2D2-like
Exons: 1
Coding region: 6-971 (321 amino acids)
Source: RefSeq, a predicted model, not a curated record